This is a messenger RNA of Echinops telfairi (small Madagascar hedgehog), 3602 nucleotides long. RefSeq names its product coiled-coil domain containing 80 (gene CCDC80). The coding region runs from base 598 to 3447 and encodes 949 amino acids. The record is from RefSeq and is a predicted model, not a curated record. The transcript has 8 exons. NCBI's taxonomy places the organism in Eukaryota, Metazoa, Chordata, Mammalia, Afrosoricida, Tenrecidae.
GGGAGGAGGAGGGGGAAAAAGUCCCCUUUCAACCUCACAUUCCUGCGCUUGGCCUCAGCCUGGAAAAUGUAUUAAUCCCGGAGCUUUUACGCUGGGAGACAAAGGACCUAAGCCAGACUUUGGGGGGGCGGGGGUGGUGGUGCCGGGAAGGGUGAUAAGAAAGCUCUGGGAACUUAAAGGGGGAGAGAUCGCUUAGGAGAAGCCCGGGCUGCAAGUUGAAGGCCCCCAUCCUGUGUCUGUGCGAGUGACAGACGCCCUGGACCACACGGGACCAGGCAGAAGCUGCAGGCCAAUGGAAGUGCCAAGACUCCGGGGGACAGCUCCUCGCACCCCAGCCGCCUUGUCAAGAAGGUAAAAAAGACACAGGAAGGAAAGACAGCCGAAAAGGCGCUCGGCUCUGGAACACAACAGGACUGUGGUGGGACCGGGGAAGCUGGAGCUGCCGGGAACCUCCCUUUGUCCUGCGCACCCUGGCGAAGGGGAAGAGAGGGCCGGGGGGCAACGGAUUCCACGUAGGAAGCUGUCCUGGGACCAGGCUUCAGCUUUCUGGAGCAGCCUUCGGUGUUGCAGCUCUAUGAGCUGCGAGUGGAUGACACCAUGACGUGGAGAACGGGACCCGGUUUCACCAUGCUGCUGGCUCUGUGGCUGAUCUGUGUCUCAGAACCCCACAUCCAUGGGGCGAAGCGCGCGGGCCAUCGGGGCCGGAAAGUGUCCUGGGUGUCCCCAGUGGGCAGUCGGCCUGCAAGGCCACUGAGGCACACGGGGAGAUCUGCGGGAACGGAGAGAUACCCCCGGGAGGAGCUGGGCCUCCAGAGAAGGAGGGGGGUGCCUGUGCUGAAGCUCCUGCCCCACACUGUCCUGCCAGCCCCAGCGGACUUCCGGGGUACCCAGGUGAGGUCCGAGCUGCCACUGACUGGCAGGAGCGUCCCUCGGGAGAUGGUCCGGGACGAGGGGUCUUCUCCUCGGCCUAGAAUGGAGCGUUUCCUCUCUGGGAUCAGCUCCCCCAGCAUCCUGGCCAGCUUCGCCGGGAAGAACCGGGUGUGGGUCAUCUCGGCCCCCCACGCCUCGGAAGGCUACUACCGCCUCAUGAUGAGCCUGCUGAAGCGCGACGUGUACUGCGAGCUGGCCGACAGGCACAUCCUGCAGAUCUUGCUCUUCCACCAGGUGGGCGAGGAGGGCGGCAAGGUGCGCAGGAUCACCAACGAGGGCCGGAUCCUGGAGCAGCCGCUAGAGCCCAGCCUGAUCCCCAAGCUGAUGGGCUUCCUGAAGCUGGAGAAGGGGAAGUUCGGCAUGGUGCUCUUGAAGAAGACGCUGCAGGUGGAGGAACGCUACCCCUAUCCCGUCAGACUCGAGGCUCUGUACGAAAUCAUCGACCAGAGCCCCAUGCGAAAGAUCGAGAAGAUCAUCCAGAAGAAUUUCGUCCAGAAGUGCAAAGCCGCUGGGGUGGAGGGUCAGGUGGUGGAAGAGGGGGACCACCCGAGGGGCGCGGGGGCAGAAGGCAGGUCCAGCGUGGGCAGUGACAAGAGGAAAGAAGAUCCGAGAAGAGCACCCAUCCCCCCAACCAGAGAGAGUCGGGUGAAGGUGACAAGGAAACCGGCCACCACCAGAGGGACUGCGCCCCCAGAUCCCCCAACCCCAAGGGCCACCACUCCUCCUCUGGCUCCAGUCACCACGGUGACCCGGGCCACAUCCGGGCUGGUCACCGGAGCGUCAAGAUCGACAACCACCACUACCUUCCCCACCAUUCAGAGGCUCUGGCCCACCUGGAUGCAUGUCUCUUUGGACCCCCGCAAGCCCCCUACCACGGCGGAGGUGACCACUGCCAGGGAACCCUCGGCCUCUGAGAACCUCUCCCCUUCCCCCAGGAAGGAGCAGCACAAGCAGCGGUCACCGAGCACCAGGAGGCCCGGCAAGGCCACCCGCGUGGAGAGCUUCACGGCUGGCCCUGCCACCACCAUCUCAGAGCACAGCAGCAGGGGUGGCCCUGGCCGUUUCCGGGACAACCGCACGGACAGGCGGGAGCAGGGCCACCGAGAGCUAAUUUUGGUGCCCGGUCCUCUCAAGCCAGCUAAGGGGAAACCGCCGAAAAAGAAGGCCCAGGACAAAGGCUUUAGCAACGAGUAUGAGGAUAAGCACCACAGCCGGCUUACCACCUCUCAUCUGGAGGAGGAGCUGCAGGUGGGCAGCAAGCCCCCUAAGAAAGCCAAAGAGUCCAAAAAGCACGAGAAACCCGACAAGAAAAAGAAGGUAAAGAAUGAGAAAGCGGACAAGCUCCUCAAGAGCGAAAAGCCAGCGAAGAAGGACAAGCCAGAGAAGAAGAACAAGCAAGACAAAGAGAAGAGCAAGAAGAAGAAGGCGGAUAAAAGCGAGCAGGAGGGCUACCUGAAGCCCCCAGCGAAACUCUUCCCACAGAGCCCCCAAAAGUCAGUGGCUGACCUGCUGGGUUCCUUUGAAGGCAAACGCAGGAUCCUCCUGAUCACCGCUCCCAAGGCUGAGAACCACAUGUAUGUGCAGCAGCGAGAUGACUAUCUGGAAAGUUUCUGCAAAAUGGCGACCAGGAGACUCUCCGUGAUCACCAUCUUUGGCCCAGCCCACAACAGCACCAUGAAGAUCGACCACUUCCAGCUAGAUAACAAGAGACCCAUGCGUGUGGUGGAUGAUGAAGACUUGGUAGACCAGCAUCUCAUCAGCGAGCUGAGGAAAGAGUAUGGAAUGACCUACAAUGACUUCUUCAUGGUGCUGACCGAUGUGGACCUGAGAGCUAAGCAAUACUACGAAGUGCCAAUAGCCAUGAAGUCUGUGUUCGAUUUCAUCGAUACUUUCCAGUCUCGAAUCAAAGACAUGGAGAAGCAGAAGAAGGAAGGCAUUGCUUGCAAGGAGGACAAGAAACAGUCACUGGAGAACUUUCUAUCCAGGUUCCGAUGGAGGAGGCGCUUGUUGGUGAUCUCGGCGCCCAACGAUGAAGACUGGGCCUAUUCACAGCAGCUCUCUGCCCUCAGUGGUCAGGCAUGCAAUUUUGGUUUGCGCCACAUAACCAUUCUGAAGCUUUUAGGCACUGGCGAGGAAAUUGGAGGAGUUCUCGAACUGUUCCCCAUUAAUGGGAGCUCUGUUGUUGAUCGUGAAGACGUACCUGCCCAUUUGGUGAAAGAUAUACGUAAUUAUUUUCAAGUGAGCCCAGAGUACUUCUCUAUGCUUCUAGUUGGAAAAGACGGAAAUGUGAAGUCCUGGUAUCCUUCCCCAAUGUGGUCCAUGGUGAUCGUGUACGAUUUAAUUGAUUCAAUGCAACUCCGGAGACAGGAAAUGGCCAUUCAGCAGUCACUGGGGAUGCGCUGUCCGGAAGAUGAGUAUGCAGGAUAUGGUUACCAUAGUUACCAUCAAGGAUACCAGGAUGGUUACCAGGAUGACUACCGCCAUCAUGAGAGUUACCACCAUGGGUACCCAUACUGAACAGAAGAAAUAUGUAAUCCUAGCCCCAGCCAUUGUCCCCUGCAGCUGCUGAAGCCACCUGUGGCCUGCUUCAUGAAGUUCUUCCACACUGCCCACGUGCCCUGCCUUUUUCUCUGUGUUCUUCUAAGACUAAAUAAAUAGCAAACUUUUGCUUA